Messenger RNA from Carassius gibelio (silver crucian carp), 2185 nucleotides. RefSeq names its product annexin A13. Gene Ontology annotation, molecular function: calcium ion binding; calcium-dependent phospholipid binding. Bases 129 to 1079 code for a protein of 316 amino acids. The transcript has 11 exons. The record is from RefSeq and is a predicted model, not a curated record. Lineage: Eukaryota; Metazoa; Chordata; Actinopteri; Cypriniformes; Cyprinidae. Gene Ontology annotation, cellular component: cytoplasm.
CAUCCCGUUACCCUGCGUGCUGACGUCACUUUCAGACGCUCUUGCGCUUGUGCACUGCAGUUCAGACAGAGUUCGGACAGCGGCCAGAUCUGAUCUCAUCUGAUCAUCAAAUACCUCAAGCUCUCGCCAUGGGAAACUGCCAACCAACCGUUUUUCCUUAUGAAGACUUUGAUGUAGUUGCCGACAUAAAGGCCAUCCGCAAAGCCUGCAAAGGUUUAGGAACUGAUGAGCAAGCCAUCAUAGACAUCCUAGCCAAUCGAAGUGCAGCUCAGCGACUGGAGAUCAAACACGCAUACUUUGAGAAAUAUGAUGACGAAUUGGUGGAGGUUUUGAAGAGUGAGCUGUCUGGUAACUUUGAGAAGGCCAUUAUUGCCAUGUUGGAUCCUCCUCAUGUGUUUGCUGUUAAAGAGCUUAGGAAGGCCAUGAAGGGCGCUGGCACAGACGAAGAUGUCCUGGUGGAGAUUCUGUGCACUGCUACCAAUGCUGAAAUUGCCACUUACAGAGAAACCUACACCCAUGUGCAUGAAAGGGAUUUGGAGGCAGACAUUGAAGGAGACACCAGUGGGGAUGUUAGGAGACUACUUACAUUGCUUCUUCAGGGUAACAGAGACGAGAGCUACGAGGUGGACGACGCACUGGCAGAGCAAGAUGCCGUCUCACUGUUUGAAGCUGGAGAGGGCUGCUUUGGCACAGAUGAGUCAACUUUCAGCUUCAUUCUGGCCACAAGGAACUACUUACAACUGCAGGCCACAUUCAAAGCUUAUGAAGCCCUUUCUGGAACAGAGAUUUUAGAUGCAAUCGAUAAGGAAACCUCUGGAACUCUGAAGGACUGCUACAUUACUCUUGUGAGGUGUGCUAAGAACCCCCAGCUAUACUUUGCCCGGAAGCUGAAUGCUGCUAUGAAAGGAGCCGGGACUGAUGAAGACACUCUCAUCCGCAUCAUCGUGUGUCGCUCAGAGAUUGAUCUGGACACCAUUAAAGACAUGUACCUGGAGAAAUAUGACGUGUCUCUAAAAGAUGCCAUCAGAUCGGAAUGCAGCGGAGAUUUCAAGCGCCUCCUGUUGGCCAUCCUUCACUGAGAGAAAGAAAAUCUAAGUGCUCAUCAUGGUUACAGAGGCUUUCACUAUUGUCACAAUCAAUGCAAACUAACGUGACUUAUUUUCUGUCCUAUUGUCUACAAAGAUGUUUUCAUAAAACUAAGUUUAAAGUGGAAAAUUAGUAACACAGUCUUCAAAUACAAUAUGUUUAAUAUUAAUGUUUUUUUUUUAAACUGUGAAAUUAUGUAUUACAUAUAGGCCUAUAUUAUGAAGAUGUAUAACAGCACUCAAAAAUCUCAUGAGCAGCUGUCCUCACAAACAGAAACAUGUAUUUGUGUCCAGUUUCUGUGACAUUCCUUGUUCUCGAGGCAAACUUGGCCAGUUGAAUUUGUUUAAGUGGAGUCUUGUGGUUUCCAGGAUUACAAGAUAACAUUGGUGCAUUAUGAUGAUUAGAAGUUGAGAAGUUAGAACACAAAUAAUAUAAAGCCAGCAUUUUUAUGUUCUGUCCAGUAUCAGACGUGAUACGCCGACAGUGUUUUGCCACACUAAAACCUCACAUUGUUCCUGUUUCAAAAUGGGCACGGCACUGUGAAUUCUAAAUAUGUAUGUUAAUGACUUUGUGAAGCAUGUCGAGAAAUGCUAAAAUUACAAUGUGACAUUUACGCUCUGCAAAACAAUUGCUUAUCUAAGAGACUUCCGCAGCCAGUUUGUUCACUUAUGGUAAAAUAUCUGGAUUAUUGAAGCAAGUUUUUACUCACCCAAUUUAUAUGUUGUUGUAACUAACAUAAAAGUAUAUAUAUAUAUAUAUAUAUAUAUAUAUAUAUAUAUAUAUAUAUAUAUAUAUAUAUAUAUAUAUAUACAUUAUUUACAUAGAAUAUUUUAAUAUAACUUACAGUAUAUUUUAAUAUAUCUUUAACACAAGAAUCUCCCAACAAUUAUAUUUUAUCAGAUUAAUAUGAAGAACGUUCCCACAUUCUCUAUACUGUGUAGGACAAUGUGUCAUUCAGUGUAAAUGAAUUGCAGGACACUGUUUAAAUGAAGCAUAGUUUGACAUGAAAUGGAAUCUGAAGUAGUAUGUUCUGUAUUAACACAAUUGUAUUUCACUCUAUGAAGUAAUUAACUGAAUAAACUAAAGCAGCUCAAAGUUA